AAAAAAUUUGCCCCCGUAUUUUCCAUCAAAUGAACCCGUCCAAUUAGAAAAUCCAUUGCCCAAGAUCUGGAAUGACCUAUCCGAUCAUCUCUCAGCCAGACGGUCGUACGCUAUAUUGCUCUCCGUUUCCAGCUUCUCUUCUCCUUAGGUCGGACGCCGUUGAUACCACGCCGUUCGCCUAAUAUCCCGAGAAGGCGUCAACAUGCCGCGUAAGGUAAGUUAUGGAGUUGAUUAUGAUGAUGGUUAUGAUGACUAUGAAGAUUAUUACAAUGAUGACUAUGAUGACGUGGAUGAUUAUACACAAGAAAAAGAAGUUGCUUUAGAAUCAAAGGCAAAACAUGGAUCCACUACUACUGGGGUCUGGCAUUGCUCCAUUUGCACAUUUGAUAAUGAUGAUAGCAUGAGUGCAUGCGAUAUAUGCGGGGUCCUACGAAAUCCCUUGAUUAAAGCUUCUUAUGGAAGGAAUACUGAAGCUGGUAGCACAUGUCAAGAUUCUGGAGCUUCCAUACUGGCCAAGUCUCUAUUUUCAUCAAUGCCGCAGAGGAACCCAAAAAAGUCUAUUUUCAUCAAGAGCCAUCUUUAUAAGUCAGAAGAGCCAUUCAAGUUUGAUACUCCAUCUCAAGACGAUAUGUUGUCAGGCACCAGUAACAAAAAUUUGCAGACAAAGGCCCCAUCAGGUAAAGGCGGAAUGAUGACUGGUGCUGGAGCAGAAUCGGCAGCAGAAGGCCCCUUAGUUCCAAUUCCAAGAUCAAGCAAGAGUGAAAUUCAGCAUAGUGGUUCUACGGAGAAUAGUGGCAAGCAAGAUCUUUCAGGAAGUAUAACAAGCUUGUCCAUUUCUUCCAAGUCUCGGAAUAAGAAGGAUGCUAAUGGAGGAACUGCUACAUUAGCAAGUUCAAGAUAUACAGCUGAGAAAGGCAUACAUGACCACAUAGAAGAUAAACUAAGCCAGUUAAAUCUUGCUGUUGUUGGCCAUGUUGAUUCUGGAAAGUCAACACUAUCUGGAAGGUUGCUACACCUUUUAGGUCACAUAUCCCAGAAAGAAAUGCACAAAUAUGAAAAGGAGGCCAAACAAAUGGGAAAGGGGUCCUUUGCUUAUGCUUGGGCAUUAGAUGAGAGUGCUGAAGAAAGAGAAAGGGGAAUCACUAUGAACGUGGCGGUUGCUUUCUUCAGAACUAAAAAUUAUCGCGUCGUUCUGCUUGACUCACCGGGCCAUAGAGAUUUUGUUCCAAACAUGAUAUCUGGGGCAACACAAGCAGAUGCUGCAAUACUAGUGAUAGAUGCUUCAACAGGUGCAUUUGAAACUGGCAUUGAUGCUUCUGGAGGGCAGACAAGGGAGCAUGCACAACUUAUUAAGAGCUUUGGUGUGGAUCAAAUUAUAGUUGCGGUUAACAAAAUGGAUUCUGUACAAUACUCCAAAGACCGGUUUGAUGCAAUUAAAAAGCAGCUUGGUACCUUUCUCCGUGCCUGUAAAUUUAAAGACUCAUCUGUAGUAUGGAUUCCUGUGAGUGCCAUGGAAAACCAAAAUUUGGUUGCAGGUCCUGAUGUGAAUUUUUUAUCCUGGUUUCAGGGCCCAUCUCUAUUGGAUGCAAUCGACUCUCUCAAACCUCUUGCUAGAGAUUUCUCAAAGCCUCUGUUAAUGCCAAUAUGUGAUGUUGUAAAAUCACAGACACAAGGACAGGCAUCAGUAUGUGGGAAAUUGGAGACUGGAUAUCUUCAAACCGGAUUCAAGGUUCGGAUUAUGCCAUCUAGAGAGAUCGCCACAGUGCGUACCUUGGAGCGGGACUUGCAAGUUUGCCCAAGUGCAAAGGCUGGUGACAAUGUGACUGUUAAUCUGCACGGUAUUGAUGGAAACCAAGUGAUGGCUGGGGACGUGCUAUGUCACCUGGAUUAUCCUGUUCCAGUUACAAACCAUUUGGAACUGAAAGUUCUUACUCUAGAUAUCUCAACUCCACUUGUCAUUGGUUCUCAGGUGGAAUUUCAUGUGCACCAUGCAAAGGAGGCUGCAAAAGUUGUGAAGUUAUUGUCAUUGCUUGAUUCAAAGACUGGGAAGGAGACAAAGAAGUCGCCCCGAUGCCUAUCAGCCAGGCAAAGUGCCAUUAUUGAGGUGGCUUUGGAAGGGAUAGUUUGCGUGGAAGAGUAUAUGAACUGUAAAGCUCUUGGGCGGGUCUCUCUAAGAGCAUCUGGAAGAACAAUUGCUCUUGGGCUUGUGACUAGAGUACUAGAAUCGAUGUAAAAUCAUAACUAACCCAAGAGGUACAAUAUUUACGGCAGCUUCACAAUGGGGAAAUAUUUAUGUUUUUUAUCUAUAAUUUGCUUUAUUUAGAACAUUGUCAUGGUCAGGUGGCAGGUUUUGUGAAUACAUUUUUUAGUUGACUAACGGGAAUUUUGGCGAAGUAUCAAGGCACACUCUAAAUGAAUCAG
Molecule: messenger RNA, 2421 nt
Organism: Cuscuta europaea
Lineage: Eukaryota; Viridiplantae; Streptophyta; Magnoliopsida; Solanales; Convolvulaceae
Source: the annotation of a GenBank genome assembly